This is a messenger RNA of Penicillium egyptiacum, 396 nucleotides long. The record is from the annotation of a GenBank genome assembly. Lineage: Eukaryota; Fungi; Ascomycota; Eurotiomycetes; Eurotiales; Aspergillaceae.
AUGUUCCGCUCCGCCAUUGUUCGUUCCUUGAAGGCUUCCGCCCCCCGUGUCAUCAAGACCCCGGCUCCCUUCCACAUCCGCAGCUCCCCCAUUGCUGCCCAGGUCCCUCAAUUCACUCCCUGCUUCGCUCAGGGUGUCCGCCUGUACUCCGCCCCUGCCGGUCUGAGCAAGACUGAGGCUGAGGGCCGGAUAGUCAACCUGCUCAAGAACUUCGACAAGAUUAACGGCGCUUCCCACUUCUCGAACGAUCUUGGUCUGGACAGCCUGGACACCGUCGAGGUCGUGAUGGCCAUUGAGGAGGAGUUCAGCAUUGAGAUCCCCGAUAAGGAGGCUGACCAGAUCCACAGCGUUGAGAAGGCUGUCGAGUACAUCCUGGCCCAGCCCGAUGCCCACUAG